AUGGCACAGAUCGUGAGGCAGCUUGGCAACGCUGCGGCCGGAUCAAAUCCGUCGCUUAUUGCACGCCACAUGAGCGUAAUGGCAAAGGUAUUACGUUACGGUGAGUUUGGUGAACCGGCUAAAGUUCUACAACUGCAGCAGGAACCAGUUCCAGAUCCCAAACACGGUGAGGUACUGAUAAAGACACUCGGUGCACCAAUCAAUCCGGCCGAUAUCAACACCAUUCAAGGGAAGUACCCAGUCAAACCAGUCUUUCCUGCCGUCGGUGGAAACGAGUGCGUUGGAGAGGUUGUGGCCAUCGGAGGCGAUGGUAGCACCAGCAGUAGUCUUAAAGUUGGUGAUCGGGUAGUACCAUUUGCUACCGGCCUCGGGACGUGGCGCUCCCAUGCAAUCUACAGGGCGAAUCAACUGAUGAAAGUUCCGGCAAAUAUCGGAGUAGCGGAGGCAGCAACAAUCACCGUGAAUCCAUGUACCGGCUACCGGAUGUUGAAAGAUUUCGUCACAUUGAAACCGGGCGAUACUGUAAUACAGAACGGCGCUAACUCAGCAUGUGGGCAAGCCAUUAUCCAGCUGUGUCGGGCGUGGAAUAUCGAAUGUGUGGGAAUUGUGCGCGACCGGCCUGAAUUUGGACAGCUGAAGGAUUACCUGAAAGGGCUUGGAGCAGCAGAAAUUCUUACGGAGGAGGAACUACGCACGACGAAACUGUUUAAGGAUGGCAUUUUUCGAAAACCAAAGCUGGCACUGAACUGCGUUGGUGGAAAGAACGCUCUGGAACUAUCCCGACAGCUGGACCAGGCGGGUGUAAUGGUCACGUACGGUGGUAUGUCGCGGGAACCGGUCACCGUACCUACGGCAUCACUUAUUUUUAAGGAUCUUCGCUUCGUGGGCUUCUGGAUGACCCGUUGGACGAAGGAAAAUGCCGGCAGUCCACAACGGAGCGAAAUGUUCAACGAACUGUUUGGUUUAAUUGACCGUGGUGCACUGAAGGCACCCGCCCAUGAGAUGAUCUCGUUCGAAAACUACACUACGGCGGUUACGAAUGCACUCAACAUUCAGGGCUUUGUUGGUAAAAAGUAUAUUUUUCAGUUUUAA
Anopheles marshallii is the source of this 1092-nucleotide messenger RNA. RefSeq names its product enoyl-[acyl-carrier-protein] reductase, mitochondrial. Bases 1 to 1092 code for a protein of 363 amino acids. Gene Ontology annotation, molecular function: trans-2-enoyl-CoA reductase (NADPH) activity. Gene Ontology annotation, cellular component: mitochondrion. The record is from RefSeq and is a predicted model, not a curated record. The transcript has 2 exons. Gene Ontology annotation, biological process: fatty acid metabolic process. NCBI's taxonomy places the organism in Eukaryota, Metazoa, Arthropoda, Insecta, Diptera, Culicidae.